Messenger RNA from Aspergillus caelatus, 2332 nucleotides. Its product is annotated as glycosyltransferase family 32 protein. Gene Ontology annotation, biological process: protein N-linked glycosylation. The coding region runs from base 722 to 1813 and encodes 363 amino acids. The transcript has 2 exons. The record is from RefSeq and is a predicted model, not a curated record. NCBI's taxonomy places the organism in Eukaryota, Fungi, Ascomycota, Eurotiomycetes, Eurotiales, Aspergillaceae. Gene Ontology annotation, cellular component: mannan polymerase complex. Gene Ontology annotation, molecular function: alpha-1,6-mannosyltransferase activity.
AUUAACUCUCUUUUUGCCCUUUUUUCUUUCCCCCUUUAUAUUUUAAAUAACCCACGUUGACAAUUCUCUGGAACUUCCAUCAGAGAAGUUUUCCAACCUCACCUCAGCCAUCUGGAUCUACUACUAAGCCACCAUCUGCCGGUCUACGCGGAGUCUGACGCCACCAAAAAGUGCCGUCGUCAUUUAGCUCCACCCCCGGUAGCUUCCGCCUAACUUUUUCUUUCUUUUUCUGUAUCUCUUCGUCACUGCCACUUUUGUCGGUCUAUAUCUUAUCUCUUGAUCUCUUGAUCUCUUUUUUUUUCUUUAUCAUUGCCACUCUGCAAAAAAUCGUGUCACUACAAGGGAUCACUCUUUGCCAACCGAACAACGCGCCGCAGCAGCCGAAGCUCAUCGUUCGCGCAGUGUAAACGCGGAGAUAGAGUCAUUGUUCGCAACUGAUUUCCUAUCUGUAAUUCCGGCGGUCUUUUGCAUAUUGUCUCAGUCGCAACAAAGUGCAGAUAUGUGCCAGUGCAAUGACCAUUGAGUGGGACACAAAUUGAAAUCCAUACUGAAUCCACUGGUCGUCGCCGCAUCUCAAAGUCCGUUGUCAUUCACUGAUCGUCGGCGGAGUUUGCGGACAAGAUCGUGACGUCUCUUUAAAACUCGCGUACGUGCCAGCGAAUCGCAAUUCUCCGUCGAUCAACCCGCAUCAAACAUCUUCGACAACCCCCCCUUCCCCACCAUGCUCACCUACCGAAAGUCGCUCAUUGCGGCCCUCUUCCUGAUCACCUUCGUCGUCCUUCUAAGAUCCUCUCAUUCGGCUUCCUCCCCCUCGUCCCCUGCGCCCGCACACCUCCCCGAUGAGGCCGUUUACAGCACCAAUGAAGGAACGGAAGAGCAGUCGUCCGAGCAGAAAAAAGAGGUGACACCACAGCAGCAGCCACUCAAACCCUCCCCGAGCGCACCCUUGCGCGAACGGUUACGCUACCAUUUCCCCUACGAUCUUGAUAAUAAAUUCCCUGCAUACAUCUGGCAGACAUGGAAAUACACCCCCGACUCGUUGUGGUUCGGCCAAGAGCUGCGUGGUGCGGAGGCAAGUUGGACUGAGCUCCACCCCGGCUUCGUCCACCAGGUGGUUCCAGACGACACCCAAGGUUACCUCAUCAAGUACCUAUACGGUUCGCUUCCUGAUGUGUUCGAAGCCUACGAGUCGUUGCCGUUGCCCGUCUUGAAAGCCGACUUCUUCAGAUACUUGAUCCUGCUGGCCCGUGGUGGAAUCUAUAGUGACAUCGACACCAGCGCUUUGAAGCCGGCUGCCGAUUGGCUGCCCUCGACCUACGACCUGUCCACGAUCGGAUUCGUGGUCGGCAUCGAGGCGGAUCCGGACCGUCCGGAUUGGCAUGACUGGUAUUCCCGGAGAAUCCAAUUCUGCCAAUGGACCAUACAAUCCAAACCGGGGCAUCCGAUCCUUCGCGACAUCGUGGCCUACAUCACGGAGGAGACAUUACGGAUGAAGAAGGCUGGGAUCCUAAAGGUCGGCAAGAUGGAUAAGACCAUUGUGGAGUUCACCGGACCGGGCGCAUGGACAGACGCUAUCUUCAGAUAUUUCAACGACCCAGAUUACUUCAACAUCGAACCUGAUUCGAAUCACAACAUCACAUACGAAGAUUUCACAAACCAAAAAGAAUGGAGGAAGGUCGGCGACGUGGUGGUGCUACCCAUUACGAGCUUCAGCCCUGGCGUGAUGCAAAUGGGCGCAGGCGACUACGAUGAUCCAAUGGCCUUCGUCAGACACGACUUUGAAGGAACAUGGAAAACGGACCCGUCAUUAUAAAAAAAAAAGAUGGGUUCUUACUACCACCCCACCGUCCAACGUACUCCGGAGAAUAAAGAUCACCAUCUUAGCUCCGACGAGCAUCGACAGUGAGAGAGAAAGCUCACAUGUUAGCUCCUUUACCUCUAAUUUUUCCCACGAAAGUCGGCUCGACUCGAUGGGAAUGGACGAUCCAUUACCAUCACGUGAACGACAGCAUGAAUGACGUAUAAACGAGUCACGUCCUGUGAUCAACGCCGCUGACAGUUGCCAAUCCAAUGUAGCUGACCAACACAUUUCACCUCCGACCCGAGUAUGCUUCCAACUACUAGAUACCCUCUAUCAGUCGGGAAUUACACCCACCCUAAAAAAAAAAAAAAAAAAAGAUUCUCUAGCUAAUGCCCUCGAUCCGAUUGACUAACCCAUCUAAUCCUGUGGUUGUGGUUAUCUCAAGACCCUCUUAAUAUGUGUCUUUAUUCUUGAUACGCGAUCUAGAAUUUUUUGUAUAGAUAUAUAGAUUUUAACGAAAUUUAAUGCUGC